This is a messenger RNA of Entamoeba histolytica HM-1:IMSS, 495 nucleotides long. RefSeq names its product glucose-6-phosphate isomerase, putative. The transcript has a single exon. NCBI's taxonomy places the organism in Eukaryota, Evosea, Mastigamoebida, Endamoebidae. The coding region runs from base 1 to 495 and encodes 164 amino acids. Gene Ontology annotation, biological process: gluconeogenesis; glycolytic process; glucose 6-phosphate metabolic process. The record is from RefSeq and is a predicted model, not a curated record. Gene Ontology annotation, molecular function: monosaccharide binding; glucose-6-phosphate isomerase activity; carbohydrate derivative binding. Gene Ontology annotation, cellular component: cytosol.
AUGUUACCAACUCUUCCUGAAUAUAAAGCUCUUGAAGCAAAAUAUGAACAAAUGAAAACAUUUGUUAUGAAAGAAGCAUUUAGUAAAGAUCCAGAACGAUUUAAAAAGUUUUCACUUCAAUUUGAAGAUAUUUUUGUAGAUUAUUCAAAGAACCUUAUUGAUGAAGAAACAAUGAAACUUUUAAUUAAAUUAUGUGAAGCAGUUCAUUUAAAAGAAAAAAUUGAAGCAGAAUUUACAGGAGUUAAAAUUAAUACUACAGAAAAAAGAGCAGUUCUUCAUACAGCACUUAGAAAUAGAAGUAAUAAUCCAGUACUUGUUGAUGGAAAAGAUGUUAUGCCAGGUGUUAAUGCAGUUCUUAAUAAAAUGGGAAAAUUUGCAGAAGGAGUAAGAAAUGGAAGUAUUAAAGGAUAUACUGGUAAAGAAUUUACAGACAUUGUUAAUAUUGGAAUUGGAGGAAGUGAUCUUGGACCUGUUAUGGUUACAGAAAGCACUUAA